UUGAUCUCACGUAGGAUGAUGGGAGAUUUAAAGCAAGUAUCUGUCAACUUCCAAGAUCAGUACCGAUUAUCACUCAGAUAGGGUCAGAUGAAUUAGAAUUAGCUUUCUGCGUAGCUGGAACGGUGAGCUGUUUGUUAACCGUCAAACCAUUCUUCUUGAUUCGUCGUGGACCACUGUCUAAUCCAUAGCCAAGCACACACCCCAGGUGGCUAUGAUGGAGAUUGACGCCUUUUCUUUCCAUCUCAGUCCCACAUCGACAACGAGAAUAUCGCCGUCGGAUAGCACCAGUGGCAGUUCUUCGUCGUCGUUUCUCAUCAGCAACAUAAUUGGAAAAGACCCUGUAACGCUGGUACACGGCGUGAGUGGACCAGCAACCUCCCCGCUGUGUUCUACACCACACCAACUGGUGAACCAUACCGCGGGACCGUCAGCGUUUCAAGGCGUCACACCUUCCCCGUCGUCAGAUCUAGCCACACCUGGCAAGGAACAUGACGAGGGAAGCCACGCCGACACUGCAUCGCAAUCUGCCGCAUCAGACGGGGACAAGGACAAGUCGCAGAAGAAAGGGCGCACCGCGUUCACGCGCGACCAGAUCAAAAUGCUGGAGAUGCAAUUUCGCAUCAAGAAGUACCUUACCGCUCCGGAGAGAUGUCAAAUGGCGCAGAAGCUGAGUUUGACGGACACGCAGGUGAAGACCUGGUUUCAAAACAGAAGAAUGAAGUGGAAGCGGCAAGCAGAAGAGUACGAAAUGGAUCAGAGAAUUCGACAGCAACGCCUAGCUAAUACCAACCAUGCGUACCAAGUACAAGCUUACCAGCAGAUGAUGCACCCAGCUGCUGCGGCUGUCCAUGCGCAAAACAGCUUCAGGCCAUCAACGUCGCUCACUCACGAUCCGCACUCUAUGACGGCAAAUCCGAUGAACGCGUGGAAUAGCCCAGCCAGCGCGCCAGCACCAGCUGUAACGGCAUACGCCGCGGCGGCGCCGGCGCCCGGCCCGUGCAACUACUACCCGUCCAACAUGGCCAUGUCUAGCCGCGCAGGCACUGCACCAAUGGCAGCGGCCCAAGCUUCGCUACAGCCGCAGGCCAGUAGACCGCAGGCAGCGUGGGCAGUACCGCAGGCACAGUUUCAAGGCGGCAUGGUGCAUGCGCUACAGCACAAUCCCAGCCAGCCGCAAACCGUGAACGUUUGGCAGUGAGAGUGAGAUUUCUGGCAGGGUGGAGUCACUGCUGACGGCCGUGUUCCUCCUGCAGGUAUCUCAACCUAAGAUUGCUGAUGAUGACUAGAGAGUGAUGUACAUGUAUCUACAGCAACGGCACUACGGUGAAUGUGCAAAAACGAUAUGUUCGAACAGACCAACACGUCCAGUAUACCACAACUAAAGAGAUCAAUAAUUAUACCAUCAUGGUCAGGACCAAGUUUUUGUCUUGCAAUCGCAUCAAUAGAUUAUGCUGUCACGAACGCUCAAGGUUACCGCUCGCCUCGCAAGCAACCAUUCUGAGAUCCUCGUAGUAGACAUUUCGAUAAGCACGCUUUCCGUUUUUUUGUCAAUCCUCAGACCGGGCCGCUAUUUGCACACCAGCACCGAAGUAGCCAAACAAGAAGAAAGUACAACAUAUCCUUGGCUGAAUGAUCACUGCCACUGGAAAGAGAACACCCUGCUUGCCUACGACGUGGGAUGCCUAUCUAUUCGGCUGGGAACAAACACAGGAUACCACUACGUAACCACUGAAUUCGGACAGAUUCACUUUCCGGAGCAGACCGUUUCUACCCCCCCCCCCGACCACCUCCUCGCUUCCUGAACAUGCCCCUUUAGGACUGGGCGAUAUAAUCUAUGUGAACUCAUCAACACCAUGUAAAUGUACCACUGGAGACUGUGUGUCUUGAUCCGCAACUUGAACUGACACGAACACUGCCCUUGCAACAACACUAUCACAGCAAUGCACACACACAUACACACACGGCGUCCGGGCAAUUGAUUCUAUUCCUACAUUUUUUUCUAAACACAGUGCGAUCUUUAUCUGAAAAGCCAUCCACUAUUUCAUCACGAGUAAAUUAUUCUCUUCCACCCCCAAUUUGAAACAAAGCUUUUACUGUGA
Molecule: messenger RNA, 2099 nt
Organism: Sycon ciliatum
Lineage: Eukaryota; Metazoa; Porifera; Calcarea; Leucosolenida; Sycettidae
Product: homeobox protein Hmx-like
Exons: 2
Coding region: 212-1198 (328 amino acids)
Biological process (GO): regulation of DNA-templated transcription
Molecular function (GO): DNA-binding transcription factor activity, RNA polymerase II-specific; DNA binding
Source: RefSeq, a predicted model, not a curated record